GAAACGCUGAGUCGUUUCACCUGGGAGCUGCAGGGCCGCGUGUUUGACCCAGGGCCUCCUCCUGCCUGGCACAUUAUUCCGAAUAAUAAAUGCCAGAUCAUACUGCUGGAGCCCCCGACCGAGAAGCCGAGAGGGAGGCGAGUGAGGACACCCUGAGGUCUGCGAGAUCGGUCCGUCCUACUCUUACCCCGCUGCGGCCGCAGGGCUCGCCCCUUCCCCACCCGUAUCCCAGCUUCCGGGCUAAAGGAACACGUGAGGCCGAACCAAACCGAGGGCGCCAGGGCAUCCCGCCCGAGCUGCGGAGACGCGGACCCCUCCUCUUACCCAAAACCAAAUGGGCAGGGGGCUCCGCUGCAGAGGGCUCGCCGAGGCGCUCGCCUUCACCCGGCGCCGCGCAGGUGCCCGCGCUCCUGCCGGGAGAGCCGAGUGGGGGCGCUGCCGCAGGCUCUCUCUGGAAGCCCCUCCACCAGCACUGCUGUGGCCUGCGGCCUCCGCCACCCGGACGCGCCUACACACUAAGCGCGCGCUGGGGCUACGCUGGGCGGGGCCCACGGCGGCGUGGCUGGGGGGGGGCCGCCGAGCCUCCUCCUCCGCCCUGGGCGCCGGGCGUGGCCCUCCUCACGCCCAAGGUGCCAGGCGCCCGGUGCGGCCGUCUCGCCCCUAAGCCGGGCGCCAGAUCCCCCGCCGCCUUCUCGCUCCCCGACAGCCGAGCCGGGGCAGGGGUCAGGGGGGUGGAGCCAGGUGCGGAAAGGGUUUCAGCCUCGGGGGCUGAGGCCGGGAGGUGAAGACGCUGCUCCCCGAAGUGAGGAAAACGCCAGUGAGGAAGAGGCCUUUCCAGGUCCUGUGCGUGUUGCUGUCUUUAGAGCUCACUAGGGUUGGUUGGUUUUUAAAUUUCUUUUGACCAGAUGAAAUUUAUUUAAAGGCUGGGGGCGGUGGCUCACGCCUGUAAUCCUAGCACUUUGGGAGGCCGAGGCAGGUGGAUCACUGGAGGUC
This is a messenger RNA of Macaca mulatta (Rhesus monkey), 993 nucleotides long. The record is from RefSeq and is a predicted model, not a curated record. NCBI's taxonomy places the organism in Eukaryota, Metazoa, Chordata, Mammalia, Primates, Cercopithecidae.